Cheilinus undulatus (humphead wrasse) is the source of this 8682-nucleotide messenger RNA. RefSeq names its product myocardin (gene myocd). NCBI's taxonomy places the organism in Eukaryota, Metazoa, Chordata, Actinopteri, Labriformes, Labridae. The transcript is spliced from 16 exons. The coding region runs from base 439 to 3555 and encodes 1038 amino acids. Gene Ontology annotation, biological process: cardiac muscle cell differentiation; smooth muscle cell differentiation. The record is from RefSeq and is a predicted model, not a curated record.
ACAGUUUAAUAAGAGAGCAGCAGAGUGGGGACGCUCGCUGUAAUUACUGAGCGUCAGAUGUUUGAAGAAUCACGUAUCUGAAGGGAGACAUGGACAGUAGUGAAGUGAGUUAAAACAAGUGAAUCUAAUGAGAGUUUAUGGAGAGCAGCUGCUGGUGCACAUGGUGAGUGAAGACAGAUCCACAGCGUUUCAGAACAGCAUGCUGUGUUUGGUAGAGAUGUCAGAAUCACGGGCCGACGGCGGACCAACCUCUCUGUCUCCAUGAGGGUUUUCUGAUGUCGUAACAUCUCAACAAGUCGCCUCUUUGGAUUUACAGAAAAACAAGGGGGAGCACACCUGGCUGUGGUCUGAAGGAGGGAUGCCCAUGAACGACAGGUGAACAGAUGAGCUGAGGUGACCCUCGGAGCCAUGUCGUCCAGUGAAGACUGAAGUUUGGACAUGAGUGCAGUGAGACGCUCUGAGGUCCUAGUUUAUGGUCCAAAGGACAGGAGGAGUCCAGGACAGCUGCAGAGGACAACACGGGGUCAUGGAGACGGGGCUCAGCUGACGGAGACGAGGAAUAACAGACCGACAGAGGAGCUGACACCAUCAGAGGGCCAGAAAGUCCUACAGCUAAGACUUCAGCAGAGGAGGACACGAGAGCAGCUGGCAGACCAAGGCAUCAUGCCUCACUCGGCCUCAGACGGCUCCUCUCUGGACGACCAGAUGAGGCUAAAGCGAGCGCGGCUCGCCGAGGACCUGAACGAGAAGCUGGCCCUGAGGCCGGGUCCCCUGGAGCUGGUCCAAAAGAAAAUCAUUCCUCUAGACUCUACUCUGACCAUGACAGUGAACCACGGAAAGUUCCCGAAGCAGGAGGACUCGUACGCCUUCGAGGAGGACAGCAGCAGUGAGAGUUUGUCUCCAGAGCAGCACCACAGCGAUGAGUCUCAGGGCUCGGCGUGUCCGUCAUCAGAGGCUGUGGGCAGCACGGCGUCCUCGUCCUCCUCACCGGCUCUCACCAGCCCCCGUCAGGGAGGAACAAGCCAAGACCCUCCUGAUCAGAGCCAGGAUGAAGGUCAAUCUGUAGCCAACAACAACCAGGCCACGCCCCCAAUACCUGUCCCUGCUAUCGUCAAGUCCAAGACGUCAGACAAGAACCGGCACAAGAAGCCCAAAGAUGUGAAGCCGAAGGUGAAGAAGCUCAAGUACCACCAGUACAUUCCUCCGGACCAGAAGGCGGAGAAGUCGCCCCCGCCCAUGGACUCGGCCUACGCCCGCCUGCUCCAGCAGCAGCAGCUCUUCCUGCAGCUGCAGAUCCUCAGCCAGCAGAAACACGCUCACUCUCACACGCCGUCCCAGCAGCAGCAUGUACACAAUCAGCACACGCCGGCCCAGCAGAGACAGCCGGCGUUCAGCUACCAGCCCCACCCUCCAAGCCAGACACACAAAGGCGUCACUGAGCAGCUCUCGGCCUGCAGCUCCAGCGGUCCAUCGAGCCAAACAAACAGUACUUCGUCCUCACCGGUGAAAAACUCAUAUCCAAGCCAGAGCACCAUCUCAGCGGUCAAACCCGGGCCUCUACCGGCUAAUCUGGACGACUUAAAGGUAUCUGAGCUCAGGCAGCACCUGCGUAUCCGUGGCAUGCCCGUCUCUGGCACAAAGACCGCCCUCAUUGAGCGCCUCAGACCCUUUAAGGACUCCAACGCCAGCUCCUCCCCCUCUGCUUCCUCUGACAUCACAACAGUGACCUUCCCCGUCACCCCCACAGGCUCCCUGUCCUCCUACCAGUCCCCGUCCUCCUCCGGCGCUCUCUCCCAGGGCGGUUACUACCCUUACCCCAGCACCUCCUCCACCCCUCCCAUUUCCCCCGCCUCCUCCGAGCUCUCCCUCAGUGGCUCGCUCCCCGACAGUUUCAGCGACGUGCCCAUGUCCUCGCCAACGCAGUUCAACCUGCAGCCGUCGCCCGCCCAGCUCGGCAUGGAGGACGGCCUGGGGGGAGGCGGUCUGAGCGGGGGAGCACAGAGGGUGGGGGAGGGUGGAGGGAUGGACGGGGUGGAGGCAGAGAAGGAUAAGAUGCUGGUGGAGAAGCAGAAGGUGAUCGAGGAGCUGACGUGGAAGCUGCAUCAGGAGCAGAGACAGGUGGAAGAGUUGAAGAUGCAGCUUCACAAGAGAAAACGCUGCUAUGGAGCAGGUCAGGACCCCGUCCCUCCUCCACCUCACGCCCCCCUCCACCACCAGCAGACCCCAUCAAUGAUGGGCCAGCACUUCUUUGGUGUGACCAUCAAACAGGAGCCCAUGUCUCUGUCCUCCAGCUGUCCUCUGUCCUCCCCUAAGCAGCUCAAGAGCUCACCUGGGAGCUGCAUGGAGGAGAUGGGACACUGCAGCGCCCCCCUCCCUAGUAUGGGGGGCCCCAGUGGGCCACAAUGUAUGGACACCAACCAGACCGCCGGCAGCCCCUCCACCAUGUCAGCCUUCCUCAGUCCACAGUGCUCUCCACAGGACUCCCCCAUUGGGAAGCCUUCAGGAAGCCCCCAGCCUUCCUCUCCUAAUAACCCCUACAUGCUAACACCUCCACUGGGGCGGGACGGCUGCCAUCACCCCCACCCCCAGGGAAACAACAGAAUACACAGUAUGCAGAUGCAGCAGAAGAAUGGUGGCCAGCCUGGGAAUUGUUCUUAUCCUUCAGACCAAAGGGGCCUUCAGGGAGUUUUUCCAAACUCUACAGACUGUGGACAUGACGGUCCAGCAAAGACAGAGAACCACAGCAUACAACCAAAGAUGUCAGUAUUGCCGUCUCCUCGGCAUGCUGGUCUAAAGAGCCAGGUGUCCCCCCCUGCCUUCAGUAGCUCAGAGUCAGAUGACUUAAGACAGCCCCCAUGCUAUGAGGAUGCAGUCAAGCAGCAGCUGACCAGAAGUCAGCAGAUGGACGAGCUGUUGGAUGUGCUCAUCGAGAGUGGAGAGAUGCCCGCUAACGCCCGAGAAGAGAGGGAGCGAUCCUCUGUAACCAAAGUUGUGCCUCACAUUAAUGUGUCCCCAGGGUGCCCCGGCCACCUUAUCCCGAGGUUCCACCGCCACUACGAACACCUGAGUCCCUCCCAGCUGCCGUAUGACAACGCAGCCAAUCACAUCGCAGAGAGCCAUCUAGAGACUCUGCUGGGGAGUCCGAUCGCUCGGGGAGGGGAGGUGGCGCUUCUAAAAAUGGCUACGGAGGACGGAGGGCAGGAAGACGAAGGGAACAGAGACAGCGAAGGCUACAGCAGCCCCCACAACCACCACCGCCACCUGCACCACCCGCAACAGGACAAACUGAUGACCAACAGAGAGCUGAUGGAUACGCCUCUGUCCCCCAUCGGCACCAAGGUGUCCUCCGUCCCCGAGGUGCAGGGCAUGGUCAGCAUGACGUUCAGCGAGACGUCGUGGGAAACGAUGGAGUGGUUGGACCUGACUCCGCCCAGCUCGGCAACGGCCUUCAGCGUGGCUCCGCCCACUGGGCCGAGCAUCUUUAACACAGAGUUCCUGGAUGUGACAGACAUUAACCUGAACUCUGCCAUGGACCUGCACCUGGAGCACUGGUGAACAUGGUGCCGACAAAGCAUGCUAUCCAAGCUAGCAUCAUUCUAACCGAAUACAAGACACCAGCCUGCACGGAGCUGAACGGACCGCUACACCAGCCACAACCAAACCAAAGAACUAAACGUGCCUUAACAGCUUCAGCCCAAACACCAGAGUCUGCCUUUAGUCACCAAACAGAGAGAGGACUGUUAGCCUGCAGCAAAGACUGUCUGCAGUCUGCAGGACUUUAGAAACACAUUUACUUCUGCCUCCACUUUACUGAGAGAUUCUCCUGAGAUUACAGAGCCUCCAAAGUUCAGCACAUGAAGGGAAACAGUCAUUCAUCAUAAAGAACAUUUUAGUUUCUACUAAAAACUUCUGCAAACUUCUGAGGAAAAUUAUUCAGUCCAGACGAUUCUCUGUGAUAGCUCAGAAAAAUUUCAAGGUUUUGAGAAAAUGUUUAACUUCUUGAAACAUUUUUUUAUGAGAUAUCACAAAACUUUUGCACGAUACCUAGAAUUUAGCCAAGAUUUGCGGGACCCAGAAAUGGUUUUCCAAGAUCCUGAGCAACAUUUGCCAGAGAAACUUUUGCAUGAUCUCAGGAACAUUUUCGAAGAAGGUUUAGAGAUCCAAGACACUAUACAAGAUCCAGAAACCUUUAAUGAAGACCCUAGAACGGGUUUGUAGAUCCUGAGAACUUCACGCUCUUGAGAUGAUCUUUUAUCUAGAGAUAAACGUUUUAAUUUUAGGAGAACAUUAGAACAUUUGUGAGAUCCUUAACAAAGUCCUGGCAAACAUUUUCAAACCCAGAGAGGCUUUUGCAUCAUCCUAAGAAACUUAACAGAGGCAUUAAGAAACCCGUAAAAGAUCUUGACAACUUCUAGAGAAACUUUUCUUAUCCUUACUAUUUUCUCAAGACCCUGAAAAUUUUGCAAACUUUAGAGAAACUUCUGAAAUAAUCUGAGAAACUUCUGCAAGAUCUGGAGUUCCUUUGGCUGAUACUUUUUGCAUGAUCCUGCAAAACUACUUUUUGUAAGAUCUGUUCAAGGUCUUCAAAAUGAUUUUCAGAUCUUUUGAGACUCUUGAAUCUUGUGCCAAAUCGUGAUCUUUGAAUAACUUUUGAAAGCUGUAGAGAAACUUCAAAGCAAGUCUUGAAACUUUUCUGAAGUCAUGAUCAACUUUAGCAAGAUCUCAAGGAUUUUGACAUUAACCUUUGCAAAAUUCCCUGAAACUUCGGCCUGAUUCUCACAAAAUGUCAAGAGAUCCUGUGAAACCUUUUAGAGAAUUUUGUAAGAUGCUAACAAACUUUGGCAAGAUCACAAGAAAUUUUAGUGACAUCUAUAGAACAUUUUGAAAUAUCUUGAGUAACUCCACUUUGCAGAAUCCCUAAGAUCAGGGAUUUUCAAACUUUUUUUUUUUGCCCAAGGCACACCUGAGAUCAUGCCGAAAUCUUCAGGCACACCAUCUUCAUAUCCAUGCAAAAUGACCCCUUUAAAUUUUCUUAGAGUAAAUUUAGUUGAUGUAUAGUUGGAGCUAGAAUGUGUGGUUGCUCAAAUCUCCAACACUCUACCAUUUAGGAACAACUGAAUGGCACAAAUACAUGCUAAAAUAUAUAUUUUUGCAUCAAAGUUCUUAUUUAAAUCUACUAUAGCAAAUCCAAAAUUUUUGUACCUGUUUUUAGUCAUUUUACACCAAAUUAUUAGAAAAAGUAAGAAAACAGUAAUACUACAGAAAAUGUUAUUUUUCGAAGAGGUUGUGCAAUUUCUUCAUACUUGUAUAGUUAAUGUAAACAUGCAUGGUUGUACAAAUUCCCAAGGCACACCUGAAAUUGCCUCAAGGGUCACCAGUGUGCCUCGCCACACCGUUUGAGAACCACUGCCUUAGAUAAUUGUCACUGUCAGAUUUAAGGAGGCAAACAGUCUGGUCCAGACUACAGAACAUCCAAACUGCUCACUUGAUUAAAAACUUAUUGAGGAAACUUCUCACACAUUCUCAAAGUCUGACUAAACUUUAUCAGGAAGGAGUCACGUUUUUUUUCCCAUCGUGCUCCUUUGGAGGCUCCGUUCUGUAUCGUACUGAUCUGAAUCUAAGGAAAAGGUGCUUUUUCAGACCAGCUUUGUCUUUUUGGACAAGAAUGUCAAACUGCCAGCAAGUAUCUCUGCAGACCUGUGAAGGUUCAUUAAUGAUGUACAACCCGAUGACGUGCUUUAUUCAACACUUUAUGCAUUAUCAGUGUUACACCACGUAGACUUGAAGACACAUGUUGACAAUCAUUGUACAUUUUCUGCGUUUGUAUUACUGGAAAAUAACAGAUGGACAUACAAAGUGAAUUGGAUGCUUCCACACAGCCAUGUUGUAAAUAUCCGGACUAUUCGUACUGACAGAGAUGAGUUGACGUCUGCAUAUUUUGUCAGCGGCGUGGGAGAACACUGACCACAAAUCAAGUGUAAUAUGUAAUCAGAUUAUUAUCCAUGUAAAUAUGACAGCAAAGAUCUCACUGAGCACCUCGACAUAAAGACACGUAUUUCACUGUUUGCUUGAGCGUAGAGACUGCGUAGAGACUGCGUAGAAAUGUUUGUCAUGCUUUUGAAGGACUUUUCACUGUUUUUAUCCACAGAAUCAGGUUUUAUUUAAAAAAAAAAAAAAAAAACAACCUUUGGUCUUAUUGGUUUUAAUCACCCGGAAAAUAUUUCCAACAUGUUUUUAUCCCAGCUUCCCUGUUGAAAUGUACAAUUAUUCUGAUGAUAUAAUGCUGCCUUCAAAUGGAACUAUAUAAGUCGUCAGGUUGUGUCGUUUAUCCUCAGAGCAGGGGCGCAGCACCGGGGGGGGGGUUCUGAUUACCCGGGCCCACAGUAGGGAGGGGGCCAUUGAAUGAAAAGAGGAUUUGAAUUUAUUUUUCUUAGUAAUUAGUGUCAUUAUUGAAUCAAAAGUGAAUGAAUAAGUUGGUCCACAGAUUGAAAUUUGUAUUAAAAAUGUCCAAAUGGUGUUGUCCAGUGCUGUGAAAUAAUGGAGGUAAAUCCAGUUUAACCACAGUAAAAAUGAUGGUUCAAAAAUACAUUAAAAUGCAUAUGUAUUUGUAAAAAUUAAGCAACAUUUGUUGCAUGGCAAGCUGGUUAAAGGGGGGCCUUGUGUGAUAUUCUUUCUGGGGGCCCAAAAUCCUGAGCUACACCCCUGCUCAGACUGGACUUUUGGUUUGGAAUGAAUCUUUAGUUUUCCCUUUUUUUUUGAGGAAAGUAGGACCUCAUAAGUUAAAACAUCAGCCUUGUCUUUUAACAGGGACUUAUUGGAAAAUUUUCUUUCCAGAAUCCAUCAAAAAUUCCCUAAAAUUUCAAAGAAAUUACAAGGGAUGCAUGAUAACCGAUAUGCCAGUAGUUAUAGAUUAAUUUAAGCAGAUAUCAAAACCAAUAUUUAAAUAUGUUCUUCAGACUUAAAUCUUCAGUCCAUUGAACUCUUUAAGGUUAAAGGAUGAACAAAGAAACAAACUUUAAUCUCUCAAACAGACUUUAGAGAAUGAAGAUAAAUAAAGAAAAAGACCUGAACUGACCUAGGUCUGUGUUUCCACUUAAAUCUCCACUAACUUAUAUUUAUGGCCAGAAUAUUCAGUCCAUGUACGCAGAAAUUUACAGCCAAAAUAUCAGAUGUAAAUAUUGGCUGAAAAUUUAAUAACUGCCGGUACUGAUAUCAGGCCGUUAACGUCAUCCAUCCCUAGAAAUUACCUUAAAUUCUGUGAAAAUAAAGUUUCUCAUAAAAAAGUAGCCCAAAAUUUACUUGAAAAAUCCCAAAAUGUUUUAGUAAAACUUUAUCAUAAAGCCUGGAUAUUCCAAUAAAAAAAAAUCCCAUUUAAAUUUUGGAAAAUCCCAAAACUACAAAGCUAAUCUACAAUAAAACGUCCAUUACCCUCCCCAUAUUCCAUGAAGAUGACAGAAACAUCCACACGCCCAAAAAAAAUCCCUUAAAUCUCCAUUGAAAUUCCUGAAAAUGUGUAAAGAACACCCCUACCCAAUUCCCAAUUUCAAUUUCUUCAAAAUGCAAAAAUUCAUCUCCCAAAUUUCCAAAGAAGGGCCUGAAAAAAUUCCUGAGAGAUUUUGCCAAACAUCCAAAAUAACUUCAAUGAAAAAGUCAAAAAUUUCUUCAAAACUUCCAGUGAAACUCAACAGUCGUAUUUGAAGGCGCCAUUAUAACCUAGAGCUCCCCAGCAUCAGCUCUUCUUUUAUAUUUGACCAAUUUAUGACACUCUUUGUCUCAAAAUGUACUUUUAAAAAAAAUCUAGGCCAAUCCGUACUAUUUAUUUUUUGUUUUUUUAAUGUAUUCUUUAUCAUGUAUUUAUACUGACAUUCCUUUCUUAUAGAUCGGGUUUUUGGAGUUUCUAGAAGCAUAGCGCCGUUUAGACCACGGAUAUUUACUAGUUAAUCAGGUCUUUUCUCAAAAAUGUGAUAAAAAGUGAAGGAACCACUUUGAUAAGCCAUGUUUUCUUAUGUCACUGAUCAUAUGAAGUGGAAACGACCAUUUUAAGCACUUGUGAAUAGGAAAUGUAAUAUAUUCAGAUCUCUACUGUGAAUACUGCAUAUCAGCACAGCGCUAGCCUACCAAAACCAGCCUUUACAUGCAGUAGAUCCACUAAUGGAAGAAUAUCAGACUCCAAACAAGCUGAAGGUGUCAGGUUUGCUCAGUUUCAUUCUUCUUCACACUUUUGAAUACCAAAGAAAAGACGUUUGACAGCACUGAUGUUCUUCCAGUCACGGUACGGUUCAUUUUGCAGUCAUUCUUCCUGAUCACAUUGGACAGAAGCUUCCAUGUUGCUUGGCCACUGACUUGCUUUAUUUUGUAAAAACAGAGUCUUCCUGUUUCUGUGUAUUCUACAGAAAGACGAGCAAUAAACGUAUCACAGCAAAGAUCACGUCUGCAGUCUGAUUAGUGGGCGACCCAGGAAGUUUGAGGGGUAAUACAAAGGGGACCUGCUGUGAUGGGACACCAACGUACACACAUUUUUAUACAGUUUUAAUAAAGUCAAAUUCAUAUUAACGUCAUUAUUUUCACCACUAUUAGACGUGUCAGAGUAGCCAAUUAAUCUAGUUUAGAGGGCACCAAAGAUAAUUCAAGUUUGUCCGUGUGUAGAGGAGAAACUUUCAGUUUAACACUGUUCCACAUUAU